Solanum tuberosum (potato) is the source of this 600-nucleotide messenger RNA. RefSeq lists its product as uncharacterized. Lineage: Eukaryota; Viridiplantae; Streptophyta; Magnoliopsida; Solanales; Solanaceae. The coding region runs from base 1 to 600 and encodes 199 amino acids. The transcript has 5 exons. The record is from RefSeq and is a predicted model, not a curated record.
AUGGUAGCAGAUGCUUUGAGCCAAAAAUCACCCAGUAUGGGUAGCUUAGCCUUUCCAAAGGCAGAAAAGAGACCUUUGGCGAUGGAGGUUCAGUCUUUGGCUAGACAGUUGAUUCGUGCCAGCCAAUUUGAGGAUGACAAGUUGAGAGUUAUACGAGACAAAGUGUUGAAAGGUGAAGCUAAGUCCACUUUUCUUAAUCCCGAGGGAGUUUUGAGGAUUCUUGGUCGCAUUUGUGUUCCUAAAGUUUAUGGUUGGCCUAUGAUAGAUGAAGGCCUUUCAUUUUUGGGUGAUACGAUGCAAAGGAUGCCCAUUCCUGAGUGGAAGUGGGAGUGCAUUAUUAUAGACUUUGUGGUUGGAUUUACCCUGACUUUGGGUAAGUAUGACAUUGUUUGGGUGAUUGUGGACCGGUUGACCAAGUCAGAUCAUUUCAUUCCAAGGAAGGCUAGGCUUAGAAGUGGUUUUCUCUCCUCCGCUUUCUUCCCCCCCAAAAUGCCAGUUCCGCCAUCAGGGCCUAGCAAGAAGCAUAAUUCUGUUCCAAAGCUUCGUUUCAUUCCAGCAACAGAAGAAGAUCCUAGUCAGGGUGUUUGUUGGGGUGGUUGA